AUGCAGCUGAAGGCGAUGGGCAACCGUCGCCUAUGCAGGACCGUGGACCGCUGUACUGAUGAUAUACCAAUUUGCUGUGCUGAACCGAAGAGUACAGGCGAUGGUGCAGUGGCACAGUAUAAGAAACUCUCCUUCGAUCGUAAAGGAGGAUAUUGCAGGUUCAGAGAUGAUACUGGUCAUCAAGUGAGUCCUCCGAACCAUACGACUGCGAUCGUCGAGAGGAACACACAUGUGUCGGUCGGGGAGGUCCUAAUCUGGUUCUCACUCUGUAUGAGAUUAUCCCCGUUUCACUGUUGCGGAAAGGCGGCACAGAGAGUACACUGCGCUGAGGCUUCGGACCAUGCUGCUAUUGCCGAUCCGGAAGACGUGAACCUCAUGCUUAUGAGGUACGACCGGGUAACGGCUCGGAUAUUGAAUAAGGGUACUGUGCAUGAGUCACGGCAAGCUAUGCAGCGGUCCUCAUUCCCUCAUUUCCUGCCGCUCUUCGAUUCUAUAAGGAGGGCUCUAGCAUGCUCCCGAGAGAGUCCGGAUGUAGUUGAGCGUUACGAAGAAAUGUUGAUGCGGUUACGUCGUGCUGCCGAGUACAUGAUGUCUGCCCGAGUGAACGCCUUGCCCUUGGAGGUUCUUCAACUCGUACGAGUUUGGCGAGAGUACUGUUGUCAUCGAUUUGCCUGGGCACUUAUCUCUAUGAGUGAUAUUCAAUGGCUCCAGACUCAGCUCAUGGGGAAGUCUAAUAAAGCGUAUCAUCCCCUGACCAUCCUCGACCCUUUGGCCGGUACAGGCUGGCAUUGCUAUCUUAUGCGAAGGCUAGGUUGGACAUCACGUUUCGAGGUUUCUGAUUCUCACCCUGCAUCACCCUCUCUGUUGUGGGUCACACCGGUGUGUGCUCGAGACGCGUUGGAAUCGGUCCGUGGUAUGCCGAGAGCGGACGUCUUGUGGUUGAGUUGGCCACCACAUGAGCCGCAACCUAUUGCCCUUAGUCUCCUUAAUGCCUUUUGUGGCUGUACUGUAAUUUACAUUGGGGAAUGGCCGGCUGCAAGCACUACCUCGGUAUCACAGGGAGCUCGGAUGUUUUUCGAAGCUCUCCGAUCCGACUGGAUCGAGAAAGCAAGGCGGAAGGCGGAGGUCAAUUGGCCAGGGUAUGAGCAAGAGCUGGUAGUGCUCGAGAGAAAACGUCAUUCAUUGGCAUCGUCAAGGUUUGUUGUUGGGACCUGCGGUGAUAUAAUAUGCAUCCCACACUUCCGUGCUUGGCAACGAAAACAACUACAGCGCUGCAGGCAGACAGUAAACCAGUGCCCAGUAUGUACAAAAAGUGGCAUUCGGUUCCGUGUAUCCAUGAAUCCAUCUGAGCUGAUGGCCCUCCAGAGCAACGGUUCCUCCUUCAUUGCGCUCUUGGGCUACGAUGUCAAGUAUGCGUUCUAUAUUGUUUCAGCAUUCGCACACGUGAAGCAAGCCCUUAGAUUUUGGGAGCAUCACCAUGGUGCUUCCUCCGUUGAAAACGGCAGCUCUUCCCGGAAUCGACUUCAAACGCGACAAGCGGACGAGUCCACGAAGCUUCUCGAUACUCUGAGAGCGAUCGAACAGAAGAAGACUGAUCUUGCAUGCAAGAUUGAGGAGUCUCGCAAACAGACUGCUAAGUUGAACGCACGAAUAGAAGUCCUGGAAAGAGAGGAAGAAAAGCAAAGGAGGAGGGCCGCUAGAGAACUGCAUCAAAGACAACAGGAUCUCGGGAGCCGCGGCUUCAACCGCAACCAGCUUAGCCGCCGCCAGGGAGUUGCUUUGGGAGCCCCGAGCGCCGAAUCGAUGCAACGCACCUGGAGGCAGCAUCAGCCAAACACGAGUUCGAAUGCUAUCAUGAGACCGACGCAUGGAGCACGCAGUAGCGUUAGCCACUGCAGUGGUACCCUCGAUGAGGAUAUCCUACGGAAGCUCGGUACUGGAGAACGUGGCGAUCUAUCAUCUCUGAUGGUGGCAACCAACAUGAGGCGAGACUCUAAUACCUGGUAUAUAAAUACCCUGUAUGUGCGGCAUGAUUUUGAAGAGUGCCUCCGGAUCAUAGAGGAGACCUUGUCGGAAUCUAAAGGGCUCAAUCAGCAUGCUCUAUAUUACAAAGCCCUUAUUCAUCAGCAACAAGGGCACAUACAAAGUUCCCUCCAGCUCUUCCAGGCGGCAGCGAGUCUAGAUCCUCUGAACGUAGACUAUCUGAAGCAUGUGGCAAAGAACUUGUCCUUCCUAGGGCAGCACCAAGCCGCUAUAGAGAUAUAUUCGGAGGCUAUGAAACGUGAUCCAGACGAUUGGGAAUUGCACUAUAACAUCGGUGUGUGUCAGAAAUACUUAGGCAAUUACUCGCUGGCAAUCAGCAGCUUCCGAGCUGCCAAUGACAUCCAGCGUCAUGAUACCACCUACAUUGAACUGGCAGAGAUGCAAGCACGUCGCGGAGAUAGUCAUGCUGCCAUCGAUACCUAUACCGAAGCCCUCGAAUUCUCGCCAGAGAACGCGAAAAUUUUAACUAGAUUGGGCGUUCUGCUACUGAAGGCAGAUGAUAGCUAUAAGGCGUUCGAGUGCCUCGGGAAUAGCCUGGUCUACGAUCCAAAGGACCCUCGGACAAUACUGGCCGCAGGGAGUGUCAUACAAGACCACGGCGAUGUUGAUGUCGCAUUGGUGAAAUAUCGUGUGGCAGCAGUGCAGAUCCCUUCAAGUGCAGAACUGUGGAAUAAUGUCGGCAUGUGUUUCUUUGGUACCUUCGAGGAGAAGCAGAAGCUAGUAGCAGCAAUAGCUUGCCUUAAGAGAGCGAUCACACUUGAGCCUCAACGGUGGAGAACACAAUUUAACCUCGGCCUGCUCCACUCGUGUACGGGCCAGUACGCCUCGGCCUUCACGUUCUUCUCGGCUGCUCUCAACCUGGAUCCUAAGCACCCCCUCAUUUACAUGCUUGACGACUAUACGAACUCGUGCAAUGCAUAUGCUAGAGCGAUUGCCGCUGCACCUUCAUGCGAGUCACAACGAAGGACGCUUCUGCUCCUGUCCCAGAACUUCUCCUUAGCGGUCAUACGGACGAUAGCAAAGAACCCUUCCCAGUGCACUCAGACUAUCACUCCCCAGGUCAGCUGCCAUUCGAUGAGCGAUGGCGUGGCUGCGCAGUCAGAUAUGCGGUCCCAAUUGGACUUGGUUUUGGGUGGUGGUUUAAACAGCAAAGCCGGAAUCGAACACUAG
Molecule: messenger RNA, 3213 nt
Organism: Perkinsus marinus ATCC 50983
Lineage: Eukaryota; Perkinsozoa; Perkinsida; Perkinsidae
Product: bardet-biedl syndrome 4, bbs4, putative
Exons: 23
Coding region: 1-3213 (1070 amino acids)
Biological process (GO): protein localization to cilium; cilium assembly
Cellular component (GO): ciliary basal body
Molecular function (GO): protein binding
Source: RefSeq, a predicted model, not a curated record